GAAGGUCCUCAUUCCUGAGCUCAAUCUGGCUGUCCGUGAAAUGGACUCAGAAGUAGAGCCUGGAGCCUCCUUCCCCACUUCGGUGCCUGGUCCCCAAGGGCAGAGUACAGUACCUGCUUCCCGGGGACAGGCAUUUCCUAAGGGCUCAGUCACAUCUAAUGCCUCAGAUCGACCCACUGCAGUCCAAGUUCAGAACCAGGAUGCUGAUACUUCUGUGUCAGAGUUGGUGGUGCCAGCUGCUGAGUUCCCCAGUUCCCCUGGAGAAGACCUAGCUUGGAGCCCAGGCUGUGACAGACACAUGGCUGUGCAAAGCCGGUUAGACAUUAUGGAAGAGACCGUGGAGAAGACGGUGGAGCACCUGGAGGCAGAAGUGACUAGCCUGCUGGGCCUGCUGGAGGAACUGGCUCCAAACUUACCCCCAGGGCCCUUCAGCUCCAAACCUGACCUGCUUGGAGAUGAUGGCUUCUGACUACCAGGGAUGAUGGAGCCUGUCAGCUGAAGUCAUCCCUCUGAGAACCAAGCCAGCUCUUCCUGCCUUCCUGCCCUGCUUUGGUGUGAAAUAAAAGCUACUAUUUGGACCUGUUUGCUAGCCAUGA
Arvicanthis niloticus (Nile rat) is the source of this 596-nucleotide messenger RNA. RefSeq names its product placenta associated 9 (gene Plac9). The record is from RefSeq and is a predicted model, not a curated record. Lineage: Eukaryota; Metazoa; Chordata; Mammalia; Rodentia; Muridae.